Anopheles darlingi is the source of this 1751-nucleotide messenger RNA. Its product is annotated as probable cytochrome P450 9f2. The coding region runs from base 39 to 1625 and encodes 528 amino acids. Gene Ontology annotation, molecular function: oxidoreductase activity, acting on paired donors, with incorporation or reduction of molecular oxygen; heme binding; monooxygenase activity. NCBI's taxonomy places the organism in Eukaryota, Metazoa, Arthropoda, Insecta, Diptera, Culicidae. The transcript has a single exon. The record is from RefSeq and is a predicted model, not a curated record.
UUGAGUGACACAUUGUGCCGGCGUUAGAUAACAUCAUCAUGUUUCCGCUGUGGGCGUUGGCCAUCGUGCUGGUGUUGCUGUACCGCUGGAGUACAUCGACGUUCGAUUAUUUCGAGAAACGCAAGAUUCCUUACGUCAAACCGGUGCCAUUUUUCGGGCAAGUGUUGUCCUUCUUCGUGCAGCAGAAGCACGCGGUCGAUGUAGCCUCCGAGGGAUACAAGAUGUUCCCGAAUACGCGCAUCUCGGGCGUGUUUACGUUGCGUACACCCGCCUAUCUGGUGCACGAUCCGGUGCUGUAUAAACAGAUGGCCAUCAAGGACUUUGACCAUUUUACCGACCAUGUGACGCAGCUAUCGCUCGAGGAUGAUCCACUGCUGGCCCGGUCUCUGUUUUUCACGAAUGGCUCUCGGUGGCGCCAUCAUCGACACGGCAUGAGCCCUGCUUUCACCGGUAGCAAGAUGCGCAACAUGUUCGUGCUGCUGUCACAGUGUGUUGGUAACGCAAUGGAACGAUUGGAGAAGAUCACGCAGAAGAAACCAGCAACGAUGGAGCUACGGGAUCUGUACUCGCGACUCGGUAAUGAUGUGAUGACUUCGAUCUCGUUCGGCGUGGAGGUGGAUUCGCUCACCGAUCGGAACAAUAUUUUCUACCUGAAGGGCAAACGGCUGGCCCAGAUCGAUGGUUUACCAGGACUGAAGUUUGUAAUGUCCACUAUCGUCCCUUGGUUUUUCCGCUGGCUGCACAUCGGAUUGCUGUACAAGGAUGUGAAUGAGUUUUAUCUUGACGAGACGUCGAAGAACAUCCGCUAUCGUCAGACGAAUAAAAUUACGCGACCUGAUUUUGUGCAGAUUCUGUUGCAGGCACGCGAGAACGAGCUUAGCUCCGAUAAGGCCGAAGAUGAGGCACUCGAAAAUGCAGGAUUCUCUACCGCCACGACACACACCGUGGUGCCGAAGGAUGGAGUGAAGCUGAAAUGGGAGGAUAUCGAUAUUACGGCUGCCGGUGCAUCGUUCUUCUUCGGUGGUAUCGAAACGACGACGACAUUGCUGUGCUUUACCAGCUACGAGCUGGCGGUGAAUCCUGCGAUCCAGAGCCGAUUGAGAGAGGAAAUCGAUGAAGUCCGCGAGGGACUACCGGAUGGGAAGACACCGACGUACGAGGUGCUGCAGAAGAUGAAGUACCUCGAUAUGGUCGUAUCGGAGACACUCCGUCGCUGGACCCCAUUGGGACUCACCAAUCGUCGAUGCACGAAGGAUUACACUUUCACCAACAGCGACGGAAAUGUGAUCACGAUCGAGAGGGGUCACACCAUCUCGAUCCCACUGAAGUCAUUCCAUUUGGAUGAGAAAUACUUCCCCGAUCCGCUGCGUUUCGAUCCCGAGCGUUUCGAGGAUCCUAGUGGGAUCAAUCAGGAUGCAUAUGUACCGUUUGGCACGGGAAUGCGUAACUGUAUCGGUUCUCGGUUGGCACUGAUGCAGGCCAAAUGUAUCCUGUUCUAUAUGCUCUCGAACUACAGCUUCGAACCCGACACCAAGCUCACCGUUCCAAUUGUGAUCGACGAAAAGUCUGCUGGAUUGAAUGCGAAGCAUGGUUUCUGGGUGAACUUGGUACCGCGAAAAGUCUAGCGCACGAUAAGAUAAGCGUGAUAAUGAUGACGAUAAGCGAUGGCCUUACAUGGGCUUGCUCGAUUUUUUGCCAGCUAACCAAAGGCUAGUGCUUUGUGAUGCUCGAUAGUAGAAGCAACUCCUGUU